Molecule: messenger RNA, 2665 nt
Organism: Hyaena hyaena (striped hyena)
Lineage: Eukaryota; Metazoa; Chordata; Mammalia; Carnivora; Hyaenidae
Gene: DTX2
Product: deltex E3 ubiquitin ligase 2
Exons: 11
Coding region: 388-2247 (619 amino acids)
Biological process (GO): protein ubiquitination; Notch signaling pathway
Cellular component (GO): nucleoplasm
Molecular function (GO): ubiquitin protein ligase activity; zinc ion binding
Source: RefSeq, a predicted model, not a curated record
GCGACGCCGAGUUUCACUCUGGCUGCCUCCUCAGAGUCGGAGCUUCAGCGGGAGCGGUGCCCAGGCCGAAUCCCGGCUGUAGCCCGAGCGCGGCGGUGCCCUCAGCCUGCCCCCCUCGCCUUCCUCAGCCUCGGUGCCUUGGAAUUUGUGUUGCCGAGUCAGCAAGACUUUCGGAUUUGCUCGGCUUUUGUUGUUUGUGUUUCAUAUCAAGAUGGGAACUCGAACAAGUCAUUCCUCCUGAGGAUCUGGUGUCACCAUCCAGAAGGGACAGUGUGUGCCAGCUCUCCAGAGAGAAGAGGUCUACUGGAAGCACUGGGCAAUGAACCCGAGACUCCAGCCCAGAGUGGUCUGAAACCAUUUGGGAAAGAAGAGGGAGUCCUAGGGAAGAUGGCCAUGGCCCCAGGCCCUUCCCUGGCUCAGGUGUACACCAGCCCCGUGGCAGUGGCUGUGUGGGAAUGGCAGGACGGGCUGGGCACCUGGCACCCCUACAGUGCCACCGUCUGCAGCUACAUCGAGCAGCAGUUUGUCCAGCAGAAGGGCCAGCGCUUUGGGCUGGGGAGUCUGGCCCAGAGCAUCCCCUUAGGCCAAGCUGACCCCUUGCUGGCCCCUUACAUCAUUGACCUCCCCAGCUGGACCCAGUUCCGCCAGGACACUGGCACCAUGCGGGCUGUGCGGAGGCAUCUGUUCCCCCAGCAUUCAGCCCCGGGACGGGGCAUCGUCUGGGAGUGGCUGAGUGACGAUGGCUCCUGGACGGCAUAUGAAGCCAGUGUCUGUGACUUCCUGGAGCAACAGGUGGCCAGGGGCAACCAGCUCGUGGACUUAGCUCCCCUGGGGUACAACUAUACCGUCAACUACGCCACCUACACGCAGACCAACAAGACUUCGAGCUUCUGCCGUAAAGUGCGGCGUCAAGCGGGACCCCCAUAUCCGGUGACCACCAUCAUUGCCCCACCAGGCCACACGGGAGUCGCCUGCUCUUGCCAUCAGUGCCUCAACGGCAGUGGAACCGGCCCCGUGUCGGGCCGCUACCGCCACUCCAUGACCAACCUCCCUGCUUACCCUGUCCCCCAGCCUCCCCACAGGACCGCCAUUGUAUUUGGGGCCCACCAGGCCUUUGCCCCAUACAAUAAGCCCUCACUCUCUGGGGCUAGGUCUGCACCCAGGCUGAACACCACCAAUCCCUGGGGUGUGGCACCACCCUCCUUGGGGAACCAGCCCGUCUACCGCUCCAGCCUCUCCCACCUGGGACCACAGCACCAGCCCUCAGGAUUGCCCACUGCCAGUGGAGUCAGUGCCUCCCUCCCCAGCGGCCCUGCCAGCAGCCCCGGGAGCGUCCCCGCCGCUGUGCCCGUGCAGAUGCCGAAGCCCAGCCGGGUCCAGCAAGCCCUUGCAGGCAUGACGAGUAUUCUGAUGUCAGCCAUUGGACUCCCUGUGUGUCUUAGCCGCGCACCCCAGCCCGCCAGCCCUCCCGCCUCCUGUCUGGCCUCUAAAAGUCACAGCUCAGUUAAGAGAUUGAGGAAAAUGUCCAUGAAAGGAGGUACUCCAAAGCCUGAGCCAGAACAGGUGAUAAAAAACUAUACCGAAGAGCUGAAGACAGCCCCAGAUGAGGACUGCAUCAUCUGUAUGGAGAAACUGUCUGUGGUGUCUGGGUACAGCGAUGUGACCAACAGCAAGACCAUUGGGCCGGUGGCUGUGGGCCGCCUCGUCAAAUGCAGCCACACCUUCCACCUGCUGUGCCUGCUGGCCAUGUACUGCAAUGGCAACAAGGACGGGAGUUUGCAGUGUCCUUCCUGCAAAACCAUCUAUGGAGAGAAAACCGGGACCCAGCCCCAUGGGAAGAUGGAGGUGUUCAAGUUCCAGAUGUCCCUCCCUGGCCACGAGGACUGUGGGACAAUACUUAUAGUUUACAACAUUCCUCACGGCAUCCAGGGCCCAGAGCACCCCAACCCUGGGAAGCCAUUUACUGCCAGAGGCUUUCCCCGCCAGUGCUACCUUCCAGACAAUGCCCAGGGCCGCAAGGUCCUGGAGCUGCUGAAGGUGGCCUGGAAGAGGCGACUUAUCUUCACGGUAGGGACAUCCAGCACCACGGGAGAGACUGACACAGUGGUGUGGAACGAGAUCCACCACAAGACGGAGAUGGACCGCAAUGUGACAGGCCAUGGCUACCCCGACCCCAACUACCUGCAGAACGUGCUGGCUGAGCUGGCUGCCCAGGGGGUGACCGAGGACUGCCUGGAGCAGCAGUGAGCCCCCGGCCUGGCCGGCCCCAUCCCUGCCCUGCCUCUGGCAGCCAGCAACCCUCUCUCCCCGCUGCCGGCUGGGCUGCCCCUGGGAUGGGCAGGCUGGAAGGUGCCUUUCCUCAGAGGCCGUGAGGUUUGUGGGGGCCCGCCUUCCGCCCCCAUCCUCCCCUCCAGGCCCGGAUCUACAGGGGAAUUGGGCAGGCCUGGGGAGUUAUACUUGUGAGGGCUUAAGAUGCAGCUACCUCAGUGCGCGGGGGGCCCUGUGCCCUUGGCAGGCUGCUUCGUGUCCGUGGUGCCAGGGGCCUGGCGUGGGGUGAGGCGAGACUGCCCCAUCCCCCAUUGUAGCCAGGGCAGGCAUGGGUUCUGGGUCAGCUUCUCAUACCUCAGAUGUUCUGUUUGCAAUAAAUGCCCUAUAGCCAAAGUCA